Messenger RNA from Ictidomys tridecemlineatus (thirteen-lined ground squirrel), 2659 nucleotides. Lineage: Eukaryota; Metazoa; Chordata; Mammalia; Rodentia; Sciuridae. The record is from RefSeq and is a predicted model, not a curated record.
ACCCCCACCCCCACCACUUCGGCACAGCUCAGGAUUUGUUUAAACCUUGGGAAACUGGUUCAGGUCCAGGUUUUGCUUUGAUCCUUUUCAAAAACUGGAGACACAGAAGAGGGCUCUAGGAAAAAGUUUUGGAUGGGAUUAUGUGGAAACUACCCUGCGAUUCUCUGCUGCCAGAGCAGGCUCCGCGCUUCCACCCCAGAGCAGCCUUCCCCUGGAGGUGCUGAAAGACUCCGAAGUCGCCGUUUCCCAAGUGCCCACCAUGAGUGAGCUCUCGCCCUACUCAGCCAAAUGCUCCUCUUCAGGCUUCUCCUGCUGACAUCUGCCCUGGCCGGCCAGAUUCACGGGACUCAGGCUGAGUCCAACCUGAGUAGUAAAUUCCAGUUCUCCAGCAACAAGGAACAGAACGGAGUACAAAAUCCCCAUCAUGAGAGAAUUAUUACUGUGUCUACAAAUGGGAGUAUUCACAGCCCAAGGUUUCCUCAUACUUACCCAAGAAAUAUGGUCUUGGUAUGGAGAUUGGUAGCAGAGGAAAAUGUGUGGAUACAACUUAAAUUUGAUGAAAGAUUUGGGCCGGAAGACCCAGAAGAUGACAUUUGCAAGUAUGAUUUUGUAGAAGUUGAGGAACCCAGUGAUGGAACUGUAUUAUGGUGCUGGUGUGAUUCUGGUCCUGUACCAGGAAAACAGAUUUCCAAAGGAAAUCAAAUCAGAAUAAGAUUUGUAUCUGAGUAUUUUUCUUCUGAACCCGGAUUCUGCAUCCACUACAACAUUGUUAUGCCACAACUCACAGAAGCUGUGAGUCCUUCAGUGUUACCCCCUUCAGCUUUGCCACUGGACCUGCUUAAUAAUGCUGUAACCGCCUUUAGUACUUUGGAGGAUCUUAUUCACUAUCUUGAACCAGAUAGAUGGCAGCUGGACUUAGAAGAUCUAUACAGGCCAACAUGGCAACUUCUUGGCAAAGCUUUUGUUUUUGGAAGAAAAUCUAGAGUGGUGGAUCUGAACCUUCUAAAAGGAGGUUGUCUCCUGGUUAAACGCUGUGGUAGAAACUGUGCCUGUUGUCUCCACAACUGCAAUGAAUGUCACUGUGUCCCAAGCAAAGUCACUAAAAAAUAUCACGAGGUCCUUCAAUUGAGACCAAAGAUUGGUGUCAGGGGAUUGCAUAAAUCACUCACUGACGUGGCCCUGGAGCAUCACGAGGAGUGUGACUGUGUGUGCAGAGGGAACACAGGAGGAUAACCACAUCACCACCAGCUGCCCUUUCACAGAGCUGUCAGGUACAGCCAGCGGCUGAUUCCGUGAGAGAACUAAUGCAUUACCUGCAUCCUUAAUCCCAGUUGUUAGCUUCAAGGAUCUUCCAUCUGCAGGAUUUACAGUGGGUUCUAAAGAGGAGACCAAAUGGAAUUAUGAGUUGUGCAACAUUGCUUUUGAGAGGAGCCCAAAGGACAGGAGAAAAGGUCUUCAAUCAUGGGAAAAAAAAUUAAAUAUUGUAGAUCACUAGCUAGUUACCACGUUCUUUUUCCACUUGCUGCAGUCUGUAUUCCCUAUGUCAUGAUAUGGCUUAGGUUAAUGUCAGGACAAGAAAAAACUGCAAGUGAGCACCUGAUUCUGUUGCUCUGCUUAACUCUAAAGCUCCAUGUUCUGGGCCCAAUAUCACAGAAAAUCCGGAAUGUUUUCCCCUUAUACUUGCAUAUAUAAACCAGAACGUUUCAUGUUCUAUAAACUUGGGUUUUAAAGAGGAACUAUGUUGCUAUGAAUUAAACUGGUGUCAUGCUGAUAGAAAAGACUGGAUUUUCCAUGUUUCUUAUUAAAAUCUCCGCCAUUUAGAAGAAGAGAACUACAUUCAUGGUUUGAAAGAGGCAAACCUGAACAGAAGAGUGGCCUUAUCUUCACUUUAAGUUGGUUUAUUUGUUUUAUUGUGUACAUUUUUAUAUUCUCUUUUUGACAUUAUAACUGUUGCCUUUUCUAAUCUUGUUAAAUAUAUCUAUUUUUACCAAAGUUAUUUAAUAUUCUUUUUUAUGACAACCUAGAUCAACUAUUUUUAGCUUGGUAAAUUUUUUCUAAACAGAAUUGUUAUAGCCAGAGGAAUAAGGAUGAUAUAAAAUAUUGUUGCUCUGACAAAAAAAAAAAUACAUGUAUUUCCUUUUUGAAUGGUGCUAGAGCUUAGAUUGAUCUGCAUUUAAAAAUACAGAAGUAUGAAACCAAUAGGAUUGGGAAGUCACAAUGACAUUUUGGAAAUAAAUUACCAUAUCUUCCACCCUGUUUAUUGGAUACGCAAAAAAAAAAUAACAUAUGAAAAGUAGACAUUCAACUCCAGUUCUUACUAAUUUAACCUGUUUGGGAGAAAAUACGAACCCAGCUCAGAAGAACAGAAAGCACCUUGAUAAAAGAGACUGACAGCUUCUUGAUAAAGUGGGCUGUGGAGUAGGAACACAUCCUAUUUAUUGUGAUGCUAUGAUUUCAAUACCUUUAAACUCUGUUCCAUACGCUUGUAUAAAUACAUGGAUAUUUUUAUGUACAGAAGUAUAUCCUUUAACCAAUUCACUUAUUGUACCCUUUUGCAAUUGAAAAGAAAAUCAGUAAAACACUCUGCUUGUAAAAUGCUUAAUAUUAUGCCUAGGUUAUGUGGUGACUAUUUGAAUUAAAAAUGUAUUGAUUCAUCAAA